AUGUUGCGAAAGUUGUAUGUUGCAGAGGGUAUCCGUCAGCGUUUGAUUAUAAAAGAUCCGAAGAGGGAAGACGAUGGCUUAUUGAUCACUAAGCCAUUUUCGCCGUUUUUAGAGCAAAUCAAAGUGUUUAUUCAUGCACCAGGUCCAGUAGUGCCAGCGUACCGUGCAUACAUCGCUAUUCUUGCCAUUGAAAGUUCGUUAUAA
This is a messenger RNA of Gongylonema pulchrum, 204 nucleotides long. The record is from the annotation of a GenBank genome assembly. NCBI's taxonomy places the organism in Eukaryota, Metazoa, Nematoda, Chromadorea, Rhabditida, Gongylonematidae.